Messenger RNA from Periconia digitata, 1276 nucleotides. The record is from the annotation of a GenBank genome assembly. Lineage: Eukaryota; Fungi; Ascomycota; Dothideomycetes; Pleosporales; Periconiaceae.
CCUUUUUUCACUUUCAAUCAUCUCACAUCUUUCAGUUCCAUCGCGACUUGCAACAAAAUCACUUGUGCGCCACCAUUUAUCCAAUUUCUUCUUUAGCACUGCCUCAAUUCCACACUUAUUCAACCACAUCGAAUUCUUUGACUCAAAAAUGGCACCCAUCAAGAUCGGCAUCAUUGGACUCUCCUCUGGUCAGUCAUGGGCGGUUUGGGCUCAUCUCCCAUACCUCAAGAAUACCACCAAAUACGAGAUUGUAGCCCUGUGCAACAGUUCCGUAGCCAGUGCCGAAGCUGCCAUCAAAGCCCAUGAACUCUCUUCCACUAUCAAAGCCUAUGGAAGCUACGAAGACCUCGCCUCCGACCCCAAUGUCGAGCUCGUAGUUUGCAGCAUCCGUGUCGACAAGCACUACGAAGCGCUUCUUCCCUCCAUCAAAGCGGGAAAGGACAUCUUCUGCGAGUGGCCGCUCGCCAAAGAUGCCGCUCAAGCAGACGAGAUGCUCAAACUCGCAAAGGAGAAGGGUGUAAAGACGCUUGUCGGAUUGCAGUCUAACCAGAGCCCCACCGUCAAGAAGAUCCGUGAAUUGCUCGACAGCGGCCGCAUUGGGACGCUCUUGAGCACUUCUUUCCAUGGAACAUCGCCGUUCUUUACGCCUACUAUGAUGGAAAGUAUAGCGUAUCAGAACGAUGAUACCUCCGGUGGGAAUCUCCUCACUAUCUACGGAGGGCACUCACUCGAAGGCCUAACCCAUGCAAUCUCCCCCAUCAAAUCCUUCCAAUCCCACCUCGCAACCACGCACCCCUCAAUCCAACUAACAACGCAAACCGGCACCCCAACGACCCUCCAACCCCGCACAACCCCAGACCAGAUCCUCCUCCAAGGCACCCUCGCCAACAACGCAGUCUUCUCCUACCACCUCCGCGGCGGCCCGGCCUUUGCAAAUUCCCCCCACGCCGGUCUCGUAUGGCGCCUCUUCGGCACUGACGGCGAGAUCCAGGUCACGGGCCCGAACACCUUUAUGAAUAUUGCGGAUACCACGGAUUUUAGGAUCGAGGUGUUUGAGCAUAAGAGUGGGGAGGUUGAGGAGGUGGUGCUUGAGUUGGAUGAGUGGAGUCGCGAGGAUGGGGGUGGGGUGCCGCUGUUUGCGAGGAAUAUUGCGAGGUUGUAUGAGGCUUUUGCUGAGGGGAAGGGAGAGGGGGAUGGGGUUUUGGGGUUUGAGCAGGCGGUUGAGAGGCAUAGGUUUAUUGGCGAGGUUUAUGAGAAGGCUGGGUGGAAGAGAUGA